AUGUCGAGGCUGCUAUCCUCAGCCUCCCUCCUGCGACGCGAUCCUCGAUUAUUAAAGGUCCCGCCAUACCUGUCCUUACUCUGCGUAGUCAUUGGUAUCGCAUGGCUACUGCUUCUACCAUUAGACGACUACUCGCGAAAAACCUACAUCUCCGAGAAUGCGCUUCUGCCAGGGCAGGUCCAUACUUAUUUUGCUGGGAGUGAUCAAAAUGUGUUCCGGGGAUACAAGCGGGAGGUAGAUGCUCUGGAGGACAGGAGUAAUAUCGAGGUCAACGAUAAGCUUGAGGAAUUCUUCAAGGCCUCCGGAUUGAAGGUCGCCCGGCAGAGAUACGAGUACAAGAGCGCGGGAGAGACAUAUGCUGGGGAGAACAUAUACGCCAUCCUACACGCUCCACGAGGAGACGCUACGGAAGCCAUUGUGCUUGUAGGAGCGUGGAGGAAUGUAGAUGGAGUGCUGAAUAGGAGUGGAGUUGCUCUUGUCCUGACUCUGGCGAGAUAUUUCAAGAGAUGGUCCCUCUGGUCGAAGGAUAUCAUUUUCUUAAUAUCGGCCGAUAGCAGAGCCGGUCCGCAGGCUUGGGUCGAUGCCUACCAUGAUACACAUCAAUCUCCCAGUAUCGAGUCGCUACCACUGAAGAGCGGUGCUCUACAAGGCGCGGUAGUGAUCGAUUAUCCGUUCGACCACCGGUUCGAAUCUCUACAUGUGGUCUAUGAUGGUAUCAAUGGACAGCUUCCAAACCUGGAUCUCCUGAACACAGUAGUUGCUAUUGCAAGUGGACAAAUGGGCAUACCAACCUCUCUCCAGCAAAUGUGGCAGCACUCCGACACCUAUAAGGAUCGAUUGCAGACGAUGCUACGCGGGAUGCUCAACCAGGGCCUAGGCCACGCAUCCGGACCACACAGCAGCUUCAUUCCCUACCACGUAGAUGCUAUAACCCUACAACCGUAUGGCGAAGGCUGGCAAGAUGAAAUGGCCAUGGGGAGAGUAAUAGAAAGCACGUUCCGAAGUCUGAACAACCUUCUAGAACAUCUCCACCAGAGUUUCUUCUUCUAUCUCCUCAUGCAAGCUAAUCGCUUCGUGAGCAUCGGCACAUAUCUCCCCAGCGCCAUGCUUGUCGCGGUCAAUUUCACUAUCAUGGCGAUUUUCCUAUGGCUGAAAAGUGGCUCGCCAGUAGAGAAGAAGAAGCCUUCCCCGUCUGCUUUAAUAAGAGAGAAGCCAUUGGCUCAAAUUCAAGGAAUGGAUGAUGUUAAAGCUAAAGCUCUUAUUCCCGAGGACACCUUGACUGUCCGGGAAAGAGAGCUCUUCCUCCCGCUUUCAGUGGUAGCGGGCUCGCAGUUCCUCGGUGUCCUGCCUUUGUAUAUCUUCAACCAUACGUCAGAACAGAUGCUCACCCCAGUCUUCGCCAUCUUCGCCAUUCUGAACAGCAUAUUCCCCUACAUUCUCUCCACCGCUCUAAUCCGCUACUUUAGCCCUACAACCCAGCAAUACCAACUCAUUAAAUCAUUCUCUCUCCUCCUCCUCGGCAUGUUCCUCUCCGCGCUUGCAACAUUGAACUUCUCUCUAGCCUUCCUCGUCGGACUAUUCGCCGCGCCACUCACUUACGUCGAGCCAUUCCCUCGUCGCCCCAUCACCACAGUCGGCUUUGCUCUUCUACUUAGCUUGUUAGCGCCGACGGUGGUGUUGUUGGCUGGGACGUAUUAUUGGCAAUUGGGCGUUGCAGAGGUGUUGAAGGAGGCUGCGUUUGGUUGGGAUGUGUGGGGCAUGAAUACCCAGGUUGUGGUCUGGUGUGUUUGGUGGCCGUCUUGGGUUGUGGGCAUGAUUUUGUUGUUUGGGAGGCCGAGGGAGGAGGGGACGGAUGGGAAGAAGGUUGCUAGUUAG
This is a messenger RNA of Venustampulla echinocandica, 1875 nucleotides long. Its product is annotated as Gaa1-domain-containing protein. The transcript is spliced from 5 exons. The record is from RefSeq and is a predicted model, not a curated record. Bases 1 to 1875 code for a protein of 624 amino acids. NCBI's taxonomy places the organism in Eukaryota, Fungi, Ascomycota, Leotiomycetes, Helotiales, Pleuroascaceae. Gene Ontology annotation, biological process: attachment of GPI anchor to protein. Gene Ontology annotation, cellular component: GPI-anchor transamidase complex; membrane.